This is a messenger RNA of Phyllopteryx taeniolatus (common seadragon), 5143 nucleotides long. RefSeq names its product S-adenosylhomocysteine hydrolase-like protein 1. The transcript has 17 exons. NCBI's taxonomy places the organism in Eukaryota, Metazoa, Chordata, Actinopteri, Syngnathiformes, Syngnathidae. The record is from RefSeq and is a predicted model, not a curated record. The coding region runs from base 352 to 2004 and encodes 550 amino acids. Gene Ontology annotation, biological process: L-methionine cycle. Gene Ontology annotation, cellular component: cytosol.
GCUGGGCUGGCUUGACUUGGGUCUUUUCAACUUCAAGUUGGAGGAGGCUGGUCUGCGCGCAGUGGCCCGUCCGGCGAGCAACACGACUCCGCUCAGGCUUAAUAACAUAGCGACACUCGCAGUGCCAAUUAGACAAAAUAAUAAUAAUAAUAAUAACAAAGGAUUCUGCUUUAUAGUCGAUACUUUACAUUGCGUCAUUUGUAAUAAUUCUUCCUCUCGUCGGUGCGGUGUAGCUCGCUAGCAUUUGCGAGGACGUUGGAUGCCAUUAGCGUCUGACGUUCACAAGCAAAGGAGACGACGACGAGGCUUCUCGUUCUUGUCCUGGUAACGACUGACAAGCCACCGUCGACCAUGUCAGAGCCGACCGCCGAGGUGAAGCAAGAGGUGAAGCAGGCGAGCAAAGAGGUGAAAGAAAGCGAAAACGUCGCCGAGAAAUAUUCUGUCAUGACAGUGAGCAAGAACACAGAAAUGAACAUGGAAGAGCUGUCGUCCGCCUUCAGCGCCGUGCCCACUCACAAGCCGGUUAAAAAGCAAAUCCAGUUUGUGGAGGACAAGCAGGAGUUCAGCCGGUUCCCCACCAAGGCAGGCCGUCGUUCCCUGUCCCGCUCCAUUUCUCAGUCGUCCACGGAUAGCUACAGCUCAGCUGCGUCCUACACGGACAGCUCAGAUGACGAAACUUCACCACGGGACAAAACACAAGUCAACUCCAAGGGCAGCAGUGACUUCUGUGUAAAGAACAUCAAACAAGCAGAGUUUGGGAGACGUGAGAUUGAGAUUGCAGAACAAGACAUGUCGGCACUGAUUGCUCUCAGGAAGAGAGCACAGAGUGAGAAACCAUUGGCAGGUGCCAAAAUUGUAGGCUGUACUCAUAUCACUGCCCAGACCGCAGUGCUGAUUGAGACUCUGGUGGCUCUCGGGGCCCAAUGCCGCUGGACUGCCUGUAACAUAUACUCGACACAAAAUGAAGUCGCUGCUGCUCUGUCAGAGAUUGGUGUGGCUGUGUUUGCCUGGAAGGGGGAGUCUGAGGAUGAUUUCUGGUGGUGUAUUGACCGCUGUGUCAACACUGAGGGAUGGCAGCCUAACAUGAUCCUGGAUGAUGGAGGUGACCUGACACACUGGAUGUACAAGAAAUACCCAAAUGUAUUCAAGAAGAUCCGAGGCAUAGUAGAGGAGAGUGUCACUGGGGUUCACAGGCUAUACCAACUCUCCAAAGCGGGGAAACUGUGUGUGCCAGCAAUGAACGUAAAUGAUUCUGUGACUAAGCAGAAGUUUGACAACCUUUACUGCUGCAGAGAGUCCAUCUUGGACGGCUUGAAGAGAACCACAGAUGUCAUGUUUGGAGGCAAACAGGUGGUUGUAUGUGGCUACGGUGAGGUUGGAAAAGGUUGUUGUGCUGCACUGAAAGCUCUUGGGGCUAUUGUCUACAUUACAGAGAUCGACCCUAUUUGUGCCCUGCAAGCUUGUAUGGAUGGCUUUAGGGUGGUCAAGCUGAAUGAGGUCAUUCGCCACGUUGAUAUCACCAUCACAUGCACUGGAAACAAGAAUGUGGUGACCAGAGACCAGCUGGACCGCAUGAAAAAUGGCUCCAUUGUGUGCAACAUGGGGCACUCCAACACAGAGAUUGAUGUGGCAAGCCUUCGCACCCCUGAGCUGACAUGGGAGAGGGUGCGCUCUCAGGUCGAUCACGUCAUUUGGCCUGAUGGCAAGAGAGUCAUUCUGCUGGCUGAAGGUCGCCUGCUCAAUCUCAGCUGCUCUACUGUUCCUACUUUUGUUCUGUCCAUCACUGCUACCACUCAGGCCCUGGCCCUAAUAGAGUUGUACAACGCUCCAGAGGGACGAUACAAGCAAGAUGUUUACUUGCUUCCUAAAAAAAUGGAUGAAUACGUGGCCAGCCUACAUUUGGCAACCUUUGAUGCCCACCUGACGGAGCUCAGCGAUGAGCAGGCAAAAUAUUUGGGCCUGAAUAAGAAUGGCCCUUUCAAACCCAACUACUACAGGUAUUAGCCCAGAAUAAGCUACACCUCAGCACACCCACGUGUUGAGGAACGAAGACAUGUUGGUAAUCCACACAAGAAGAAAUUUGACUGUAUGUUCAUAUUUGUCUCAUCGACUUGAUUUCACAGAAAUGCUUGUGAUAGUCCACAUUAAUAGGCAAUUGUGUUGUAAGAUUAUCAGUAUUAGUCACAUACUAUAAUAUUUUGUACCAAUAUUAAUUGUUUAAGAAUGUUGUGCCAAAUAACUGUAAGGGAAAGGUUACAGAUUUAGAAAAGUAACUGUUCAGUUUACGUGAUGCAAAGAAAUAAUGAUAUAAUUCUCUGGGAUCUGAAGUAUCAUAAACUUGAACAAGGAAAUCUCUGAAAACUUUUAAACUGACUGAUACCUUUAAUUGGUCAUCAACCUCAUGUAUGAGACAGAUGGCGACUGUCAAUGGCAAGUCUAACCUUGCCUAAUUUUAACAAUAAAGAGCCAUACAUAUAUGGACCAAACCACAGUUUUGGUUAGUUAAUAUUAUUAGACUUCUUUGAUCUGGUGAGCAACUUAAUUGUUGCAAUGCGUAUGCUGGAUCUACUUAUUCUCUUGUAGCACUUAUGCUUAUAAAUGAGCCAUAACAUCUAAGAUGUUGUAAGAAAUGCAUUGGCAUUUGAUACCGUCCCGCAGGUUAAAAACACAAAUUAGGUUACUUAGGUGGCCCCCUGACUGAAUAGUGAAUACAUUCCAAUGAUAAGCUAGAGAGGGAAUAAACUUGCCCCUCCAGUGUCAAGUCUCUGUGAACAGUACCACUCCCCACAUGCAUGUGAACUAAACCUAGUACUUUGUGAUUGUAGAAGAACCUUGAUUUGUUUUAGAAGAAUGAUAAGAUGAUGCAUGCGCCGCAGGACAUUCAAAUAUCAACAAUGUCUAUAGCAGGGGUCACCAGCGUUUGUGAACCAGAGAGCUACUCUUAGGAUACUGAUUCAAGUAUUCAAGUAUCGGCUUCUAAAAUACUGUAACACAUUUGCUCAAAUUACCUUUAUAAUAUGUUAUUGUUAAUAAUUGAUGAUUUUGAGCUAUGUGAAGACACUGAUCAUGUUAAUUCUUACAAUAAUGAUCAAAAAUGAUUUAACAAUGUAGGAAAAAGAUAAGGCGCCACGGUGACGGACUGGUUAGCACAUCUGCCUCACAGUUCUGAGGACCGGGGUUCAAAUCCCGGCCGCGCCUGUGUGGAAUUUGUGUGUUCGCCCUGUGCCUGCGUGGGUUUUCUCUGGGUACUCCGGUUUCCUCCCACAUCCCAAAAACAUGCAUGGUAGGUUCAUUGAAGACUCUGAAUUGCCCGUAGGUGUGAAUGUGAGUGUGAAUGGUUGUUUGUUUAUAUGUGCCCUGCGAUUGGCUGGCGACCAGUUCAGGUUGUACCCCGCCUCUCGCUCGAAGAUAGCUGGGAUAGGCUCCAGCACGCCCGCGACCCUAGUGAGGAUAAGAGGUACAGAAAAUGGAUGGAUGGAUGGAAAAAGAUACAUUUGUAUGCAACACUCUCCGAUCUCUCAAUCUCCCAAAGUUUUUACAUUUUCAAAUGUUCACUUCUACAACAUUCCUACAAAAUCACAAUGUCCCAUCACCUGUGAACAAUUUUAGAACAGGCCCACAGGCAACUCAUGUGGUGCCAGAGGGCACUAUGUUGGUGUCCCCUGGUCUAUAGCAUUUGAUGUCAUUCUUGGGGGGUUAUCAAAGAGAGGAGAUUAAGUAGUCCACUGUGAAUCCAUACUGUUGCAAGUGAUGUAUAUUCUAGUCUGUCUAUAACAUGUGUGUGUUACAUGCUGCAUGCGCUGCAAAUUCUAGAAGUGUUUGUACUGUAUACACAGCCACCACAAGCUCCUCUCCGUGGCAUUUAUCAAAACAACACACAUACUGUACACAUACACGAAAUAUGUGUUGUUUGAUUUGCCUAUAGAUUGACAUAAAAUGCAUCCCUCUUUUUCCUCACAAUAUAUUCAACAAAGACAUCUCUAACAGUGACAAGCUUUGUCAUCUUAUUCGAGAUGGUAUAGUUAGUUGCACACUGUGUUCUCGUGCUUUUGAACUGCUCUUAUUUUUCAUUUCAACAUGCUACUGUUUGUGAGGUUUGGUAUUGCACUUACUGUACAACUUAUUUCUCUACUUGUUCUUUUGUUUUAAAUUUAAGGACCCUGUUAAAUGAUUUCGUUAAAUGAAGGAAUCUUGCUUUAUUUCAGUCAAAUCCUUAACAUGUAUUCCGACACGUAGUUGACCUUUGCUAUAUGGGCCACCUCAUUACUGUCCCAAAUGUUAAGAUCUACUCAUUUGACAUUCAAUUUCAGCACCUUUUAACAUAACCUUAACAUAUUCCUGCAUUGAAGUUAUGAGGAAAUUUAAGUUUUUCUUUGAAUCUACAAGAUUUUAAUGAAAAGUAGCCUAGCCUGAGCUACUUUGUACUUGCAAUUUAAAGAGCAUAUGAACCAAAGGUAGCUAUCUAUGAGGACAUCAUUGUCAGGAAGCUAGUUGCUGUAACCAUGGUUACUGCCCAGCUGACAGUGCCUUGUGUCUCACUUAGUACAGUUUGUAUCUGCAGUACAUGUGUGUUUUUGCUGAUGCUCAACAUGGUUGUUCUGCAAUGCAGCUAUGCAGUUUUCUUCUGUAAAAAAUGAUUUAAUCCUGCAGCUGUGGAGAGAUGAUACUCAUGUAUUCAUUACAGUAAUUUUAAAUGAGUACACCGUAUUUUGUUCUCUGUCGUACAGCCCUUGUAAUUUAUCUCUUUAAUUCUAGUGUUUUAAUUUUCUAGUGUGUAAUCAACAAUCAGGACUUAUGCUGAUCUUUUCCUUAUUGCACUUAUGCCUUCUAUGAUAGAUUUAUAUUGCUUUGAUAACUAAUAACUAUAUUUUGACUCGUGUUAUGUCAAAUAACAGGACAUAUGAAUGUUUUUCCGCUGAUGGUUGUCAACUGGAUAAUAUAUGCACACUGUUAUUUUCACAGUUGUUCUCUUGUUGGUUUGUAGUCUUUGGUGUAGAGAUGCAGUUUUGGGUAUGAUUUAUUAACUUUAAAGUAGGAUAUGAGCACAGUAACUGUAGUUUUAAAACCCAAUCACAACAGUACACUGUAUGCUGUGGAAAAUCCAUGUGCACAGUUCCCUUUAAUAAACGGCUGGUAACAUAAA